AGCGCUGCCCCAAAGUAUUUAAGGCCAACCAGCAACCAAAAUUUUGCAAGUAUUCUACUUCCGGUGGAGCAAGUAGCAAUUGCGGGGUUAAAAAUAAUAGUAAUAAUGACGCUUCACUACAUUUUGUUGCUCAAAUUCUUGUUUCUAAACGCGGUGUUGGCACGAAACCAAAAUGUGUUGGAGGCUAACAAACGUGAAACGGUCAAUAAUUCGACGCUCUUGGAAGUGCAUGUUAGGCUCUUCAACGACUUGCUUGCCAAGGAUGCGCCGGUGAAGGAUAAAAUUAUAGAUGGGCCAAUUGCCGUCAAAACACACGAUUGCAUCGACGAAUUGGAAGAUGUUUUAACGACAGCUGUGCAAGAUUACGACUGGUGGAGCGCAACUUAUCUCAUAAGAGAGGUCGUCAACAACACACAAAACGCCACUGUACACUACAUAGGUUAUAAAGUUUUGUGGCGCAAACUAAUAACGGAUAAGCUACAAUAUGACCCCGCUUACGUAAUCGAUUUCUAUUUGACACUCAAGAAUGUAACGCACGAUUUAGGCACGCACACAGGACCGUUAAUUACACUCGAGCACGAAGUGCGCGCACAACUCGUGGAGCGUAGUGCGCAACUGCUUGAGGUGACGCUGCAUCCCGCCAAUUACGAGAACAUAAGCGCAAUUUGUUUGAAUACGUCAAAUUAUGCGGUUGCGCGACGUAUACUCACACAAUUGGACGCAACUAAAAUGGGUGAAAAUAUUUUUGAAGAAAUUUUGAAUGUGACCUUCGACGCUGUUGAGCGAUUGGAGAGCAAAACGGAUACCGUUAAAGCGCUCAACUGUUUGGGUUUGAAUGCCAAUCAACGCUUGAUAGCACACUUGGUGUUCUUGCAGCGCAACAACGAUUUGCAAGCGCUGCUAUACAAUAACAUACAACAACUUGUGAGCACUUGUGAUCUGAAUAGCUUGGCGCCAAAGUACUGGGAACGCAUUGGCGCUUUCCUGCCAACAUCUAUGGAGGUGCUGCAUAAUUCCAGCGCCGUGUGCAUUCACAAUGUGACCGGUGGUUUUGGUUACCUGAGUGAAUGUUCGCAAACCUCUUUGAUGUGCACUUUUCCCAAUGGCUACAAAUACCGUUCAGCCUUUCGAUUUGAGCGCCUCUUGGGCAACAGGUAUAUUUUCCAGAGCAUUUAUUGGCAAAAUUAUAUAAAAUUGGAGAAUAGUGGCAUUAAUGGCAACAGUACUGUGCCGCCGGCAUUCAUAAAAAAUAUUUAUGGCUCGGCAACGCCGAGUGUAUGGCAAGCAGUGUUCGUGGGCAACAACGUUGCAUUGGUGGACCCCAGCAUGCGUCAGUAUUUGUGUGGUGGCAAUCAGAGCAUGUGGAGCAAUGCAGAGCAAUAUGUUUAUAGCCGACGUGCCGAGGACUUUCAGUUGUAUCAGCACGAGUGUCUUUGGUUGGUAGAAGACUGCAGUGAUAUGAUCUAGUGGGUGGCGCUGAAACACAUAAAUUAAUUAAUAUUAUGGAAUAUUGUCAAAUUGAAAUAUA
Molecule: messenger RNA, 1528 nt
Organism: Bactrocera tryoni
Lineage: Eukaryota; Metazoa; Arthropoda; Insecta; Diptera; Tephritidae
Exons: 1
Coding region: 106-1467 (453 amino acids)
Source: RefSeq, a predicted model, not a curated record